AUGCACAAUUUCUUGACCAGCCUUCUCAUGAUGGCUCUAUGUAUUACUCUUGCCAAUCUUCAUGGAGGUGCCGCUGGAGUCAAUACUUCCGAGGUAGCAUUUAAGAGAAAUGAUGCUCCAACACCAGUUGUUGAAGGCGACGCUCAAGGAGCUAGAGAAACUCCCAAACCUAUUCAUGAAGGUGAUCCCCAAGGCGCUGUCUGGGAUGCUGGUGACAGUUAA
Schizosaccharomyces osmophilus is the source of this 222-nucleotide messenger RNA. RefSeq lists its product as uncharacterized. The transcript has 2 exons. The coding region runs from base 1 to 222 and encodes 73 amino acids. NCBI's taxonomy places the organism in Eukaryota, Fungi, Ascomycota, Schizosaccharomycetes, Schizosaccharomycetales, Schizosaccharomycetaceae. The record is from RefSeq and is a predicted model, not a curated record.